Molecule: messenger RNA, 2934 nt
Organism: Mesocricetus auratus (golden hamster)
Lineage: Eukaryota; Metazoa; Chordata; Mammalia; Rodentia; Cricetidae
Gene: Uts2r
Product: urotensin 2 receptor
Exons: 2
Coding region: 1309-2472 (387 amino acids)
Biological process (GO): regulation of blood pressure; neuropeptide signaling pathway; blood vessel diameter maintenance
Cellular component (GO): membrane
Molecular function (GO): urotensin II receptor activity
Source: RefSeq, a predicted model, not a curated record
CCUUUUCUAACUACGACACAGACACGGUUGAAGGUGGGGUCCGGUGACCUUAUACCCCGGAGAGAUGCCCACCAGAAGGCCUUCUACCUCUCCCUAGCUGAAAGUACAGAGCCUGAGGUGAGAACCAGGAUUUAAAGGGACGUGGAAAUCAGACUACUUUGUGUAUGGAGUGGCAGAGAGGAGGAAUAUAACUCCAGCAGAGGUGAGACCUGAAGCAGAGGAGUGUGAGCAGAGGGUGAUGAGGCUGGGAGACCACCCUGAGGCCUCAUUCAAACCUCUCCAGUCAAGGCCUCCACAGAGUAAUACUCCCUGCAUUGUUUUCUGGGAUAGUCUGGCUUCCAGUCCCAGAGGCAUGGGGAGAUUCAUUUUUGUCCAGCAUAUGAUCAACAUGGACCAGUCGGGGUUAGCCUCUUCACGGGGUUUCUCUAACAGGCCUUUGCCACAGAGACGUGCAGAGUGGGGAGGGGCUCCCUAUAUCCCAAGCUUGCCUAUAUAUAUAUGGUCACUCCCAGAAGACUGAGCCGCUUGAGUGUGUGGAAGCAGCCACAUCAUCUGAUAUCGGCAAACCUAAGACUUCAGGGUUGCUACUCAAACCCAGGCUCCCUGUUUACUUCGAGGAUGGUUAAUCAUGGUCCCAAGGUUCUUCCCCCAUUCACACUCACCGCUCACCUUCGCAGUAAGCCAUAAAACUUUGAACCUCAAUCUGACCCUGGUGGUUAUAUGAGGUAUGGAGGGGAUGAGCCCCAACACACACAGAGGUCCUUCGGUGUAGCAGAAAGGCAAAAGUCGGGAAGCAGAAAGGCAGCGGGGAUCCGAGUCAGGCCGGGCAAACCCCUCUGUGGCCCCGAUCUCGGGGGCCCCCUAUCCGGCGCCCGUCUCCACUGAGGAGCCCUCACGAGGGCCCGCGCGGCCGGUUAUUAAUACCCGGAGCGGCACAUUCCCAGCUGGCAGCAGGACAGGUGGCUGCAGAGGCUCAGGAGCGGGCGUGGCGUAGAACUCUAAGGAGGCGGGAGACCCGCACCACACCGUGUGCCCCGAGCAGAAGCGGACUCAGAACCUCGCACCCUGCCGCCGCCGCCCCGCCUGGGAGAGCGCUCCGGGCUUUCUGCGACAUUAACCAACCUGCGCGCUCGGUGAUGACCACUGGGUCUUGAGUAUCUGAGUGACAGAACGCGGGCGCCGCUCUUAAGCCCAGGGCUGGGAGGCCACCGAUGGCUUCGUGACCGAGGACACAUUUCCUACAGGCCCUCCUCACUGAGCAGUGGGACUCCCCCCUACACACACCAGAAGCCCAGUGUGAGGACAGAGAUGGCGCUGAGCCUGGAGUCAACAACCAGCUUUGCCAUGCUGGCCAUGUCAGGAAACACUGUGUCUGAGUUGCCUGGUGGCCCCAAUGUGUCCCUCAACGGUUCCUGGACUGGCCCAACAGAUCACAGCUCCCUGCAAGACCUGGUGGCUACGGGUGCCAUUGGGGCAGUGCUUUCAGCCAUGGGCGUGGUGGGCGUGGUGGGAAAUGUGUACACGCUGGUGGUCAUGUGCCGAUUCCUGCGUGCCUCAGCCUCCAUGUAUGUCUACGUGGUCAACCUGGCACUGGCUGACCUGCUGUACCUUCUGAGCAUUCCCUUCAUCGUAGCCACCUAUGUCACUAAGGACUGGCACUUUGGAGAUGCGGGCUGCCGUGUUCUCUUUAGCCUGGACUUCCUGACCAUGCAUGCCAGCAUUUUCACCCUGACCAUAAUGAGCAGCGAGCGCUAUGCAGCAGUACUGAGGCCCCUGGACACGGUACAGCGCUCCAAGGGUUACCGUAAGCUGCUGGCGCUGGGCACCUGGUUGCUGGCACUGCUGCUGACCUUACCCAUGAUGCUUGCCAUCCGGCUGGUGCAUAAGGGCCCCAAGAGGCUCUGCCUGCCAGCCUGGGGUCCUCAUGCCCACCGUAUUUAUCUGACACUGCUCUUUGGGACCAGCAUUGUGGGGCCUGGCCUGGUCAUUGGGCUGCUCUACGUCCGCCUGGCCAGGGCCUACUGGCUAUCUCAGCAAGCCUCGUUCAAGCAGACUCGGCGGCUGCCCAACCCCAGGGUGCUGUACCUCAUCUUUGGCAUUGUCCUUCUCUUCUGGGCCUGCUUUCUACCCUUCUGGCUGUGGCAGCUGCUGGCCCAGUACCACAAGACCAUGCCACUGGCACCCCAGACUGCACGCAUCGUCAACUACCUGACCACUUGCCUCACUUACGGCAACAGUUGCAUCAACCCCUUCCUUUAUACACUGCUCACCAAGAACUAUCGUGAGUACCUGCGUGGCCGCCAGCGGGCACUGGGUAGUAGCUGCCGUGGUGGCCCAGGGAGUGCCGGCAGCUUCCUGCCCAGCCGGGCCCACCUCCAGCAGAACUCGGGCCGCUCACUGUCCUCCAGCAGCCAGCAGACCACAGAGACCCUCAUGCUGACCCCGGUACCCCCUAGUAGGGCCUUUGUGUGACAGUGCCCUGUGUGAGCCUAGAGGUUGGAAAGGACCCAAAGCUAGGCCACUCAGGAGCCCAUUCCCAGAAUCCCCUAUUCAAACAUAACCAUCUUGUUUGUCUUCCUCAACUCUCUUCCCGAAAGUUCCCUGUCCUUUCUUCAUUGUUGCUCACUUUGACUCGAUCAGCACCUUUCCUACGGUGCCAACACACUUCUCCUUCAAACCUGUCUCUCAGACUCUUACAGAAGCUGUGGACCAGACCCCCGUGAGUUGAGGCAUCUAAGGUCUGCUUACCCAGAGCAGCUAGUGCCGGGCUGUGAACCUGAUCUGUAGCUGUGAGCCCUUCCGGCCUUGAGGACCCUGCCCCACUGGUUGGUAAAGGGCCUGCAUCCAAUCUCCACCCAUCCCCUCCCCUAACCCCAUCCCGGGGUAGCUUCUUGUUUCCGUAUGAACAUGAACCAAUAAACCCUGUAUUCUGCA